Molecule: messenger RNA, 1704 nt
Organism: Exophiala aquamarina CBS 119918
Lineage: Eukaryota; Fungi; Ascomycota; Eurotiomycetes; Chaetothyriales; Herpotrichiellaceae
Exons: 1
Coding region: 1-1704 (567 amino acids)
Biological process (GO): regulation of DNA-templated transcription
Molecular function (GO): zinc ion binding; DNA-binding transcription factor activity, RNA polymerase II-specific
Source: RefSeq, a predicted model, not a curated record
AUGGUCAACCGCGGGCGCUCGGGAGGUUGUGUUACGUGCAAACAACGUCGCGUCAAAUGCGACGAAGCGAAACCAGAUUGCUGGCUGUGUCGGAACCUAAGACUUCGCUGCGGAGGCUACAAGACGAACUUUGCCAGCUUGAAGUUCAAAGACCAAAAUCACAAGUUUUACGGCGCUUUUGCUCUGAACCAAACUCGAGAAAAUCAAGACCAGACUGCUGUGUCUAUCCCGCCUUUGCCGUCCGAACCCGACUCUGCUGUGUCGUUCUUUCUUGGGCACUAUGCCAACAUAGGCCGCCACGUGGAAUCGGCACGCGGAUUCUAUGAGGUGCUGGUUCCGGUCUAUUGUUCACAGAAGCAGGGCUCGGCGCUCUCACUCGCCGUGUCUGCUUUAGCUUCACGAAUACUUUCCCUUUGGCGGCACAUUCCCGGUGAUUCCGGAUCACCACAAGAGCCUUACGCCCAAGCCAUUGCUAGUCUUCGGAGUGCACUACAGAAUCGCGAUGAAGUUGGCAAGCCACAAACCUUAUUAGCCGUGUUGACGUUGCAGUUGUACGAGAAUAUCAUUGCUAUAUAUGGCUUUCGUGUAGCCAACGGUAUUCACCAUAAUGGCGCAGUGUCCUUACUCCGAUUCGCAGAAUCGGGCGUUACUGAUGAAACAAUUAACGGAUAUCUUUGCAGAUUCGUGCUUCACACUGAGAUUUCAUCGGCGAAGCGCCAGAAAAGGCCACUACAGAGCCUCGCAUAUUCCUGGUUUAGGAGCAAAAGCUUGAAGGCUACGCCUAAUAAUCCAAGCUCAGCACUUGACGUUAUCGGGGCGUCCAUUGCCGAGUUGCAUGACAGUUAUUCAAAGUUAUCAAAGAAAGACGGUUCCGCGACCUCGUCGUCACUACGAGACGUGAGAAAUUUUAAGGCUGAGGCAAAGAGCAUUGAUCAGCAGCUUCUGGCUUGGGCACGAAGCGUGCCAGGUCACUGGCUGCCGCAGAGGCUCACAAGUGGGCAUGACAUCGACUCAUCGAUUCCGACCUAUCGAUCUGUCUGCGAAAUCUAUCUUUCUUGUCAAAUUGCAAAUAUUUGGAACCUAUGGCGACUCCAGCGCCUCUUACUCGUCAAAAUCUACCUUGGAUUGCUUGAUACAAUCUAUUGCCACAGAUUUUCUGAGUCUGCGAGGGAACAAACCUCGGGCAGGAUCGAUGAUUAUGUUGAAUGUAAACAAAUCACUCAAGAGUUGGUAGACUCUGUGUGCCAUAGCAUACCUUUUUACCUUGGCAAUUUAACCAAACCAUUAAGUAUGAACGACUUUACCGACCCGACGAUCUUGCUUCCCAGCUACAAUUCAGUGGCCCAGUCGGACAAGACACAUUUCAGUAAGCAAAAACACGGCCAUGGGAUGUCAAAAGAUGAGUACAAGCGUCAGAUUAUAGCCCAAGGGCCGUGGCACGCCAUGAGCCCGCUGAGCCGACUGUUGACGCACUUCUCGGAGGACCUUCUGAUGUCUGGCUUUCUCAGACCAGGACAGUACGCGUGGAUCCAAGAACAGUUCCUGCGUGUUAUUACAUUACUUCGUCUCUUCCCAACAGAGUCUGGUGAUGGCAGGAAAGGAUACUGCGUUUCGAACUCGCUGACUCAAAGAUCUGUAGACACCACGGCUGAGUAUCUCGCGACGGAAGUCAGAAAAGGCGCAAUUUUCAUGAGUGGGCCAUAG